UCCACCUCCACAGCGCUUCUUGCCGAGCUAGGGAAAAUCUCUGAUCAUGGGGGACAGAGACACUCUAGCGGGCCUUCGUGGCUUGUAUCAAGAUCUCUCAUCCCUUACUGAGUCCUCCUUUGUGAACAUCGACCGUCUCCGUGAUGAGUUGGAGGCUCACAUCGAUGAUUUCAGGAAGCUCCUUGACAGGCCACCAAAGAACAAUUCCAGUCGCCAGGCUGUUCUUUCAGGGAAGAUCACCGUCGAUGACCUUGAAUAUUCCAUCAACGAGGAGUUCCAACAAGGCGCGUUACAGCUGGCCGAUGCGCUGGGUAUCGAUGAACUGGAGGCAGCACACCUGUUUCUUGGCGCCCAGGACCAUGCUCAGAUGCUGGAUAGAACUCCUCUUAUCGCUGCGAUCAUGCGGUUUCACGAGCGUCGGCACUUCCUCCUCGAAUCCCUGCGUCUUAUCCUCCAAGAAUCCUUCGAGGUCGAACGGGAAAUGACCCAGGCUCUAAUGCAGGACAUGAUAGCUUUCGUUGUCGAGAUAAAGAAUGGCCCUCUACGAAACGCGUCACUGUUUGCACGAAAAUGCAUGAAAUCGAUGGAAGAUAUUGAGAAGUGGCUUGUACUUGUUGCUGAACAGAUUCAGAAGGCAUCCAUUGUUGGUCAAGCGGAAGAUGCCGAUAUAAUGGAGGCCAUAGAGUAUCAGCGCGCCAGCUUGCAACAACAGCAUGAAUCGUUGGGUGCUAUACUUUGCUACCUUUUUAAAGGCCCUUAUACUAGCCCCGAGGAUCUUCGGCUGCUGCUUGGGAACCUUCGGAAAUUGGACCGGUUUGAUGGGCUACUGGUGCAUUAUAUCCCUUCUAUAAUUGCUGCUUUCGUUCAACAUGGUUCUCCGGAAAGUUCCAAUUCAUACAAAGAGGCUCGAAGCUUGCACACAGCCGUUACGUCAACCAAAGAUGGCCAAUCCUGGGCCCUCCCUACUUUCCAUUCUGCAGUAAUUUCUCUCUGGCUUGCAGUAUAUGGUGGAUGGGAUUUUGAUGGACCGUCGUCCCCCCUCCCCGGGGUCGAUCUCGAGAAGGACGCUGAGGAGCGUACAAAGAUGUUCAUGACAGCGCUAGAUGAUGGAGGGCUGGACUUUAUGCUGGCCGUCUGUUCUGGAGUGAACAAUGAAGAAUGGGCAGAUCCAGCUCGGAGUGAAUUAGUUUCAUUGCUAUUGAAGGAAAGCUCCUCAGCUAUGCCCGAAUCUGACACCUGCGCUACAUACAUGAAAUGCUUACUGAUGGACAACUUCGAGGUCUUUGUGGAGUCAUGCAUCGCUAAUAUGCCGGAUGCUGUUCGGAUGUUGAAAUCAGAAGAAGAUUCGCAAAGAUUGGAUCAAAUUACAGCGCUAAGAGAUGGCCUAACUUCUAGUCUCCAUCGAGGUUUAGUGGAAGCUCGGACGCACCUUGAAUCUUUCCUCAUGAUAAUGGCUUUUGCAUUUGAGCAGCGACCGGACGCUGCACAGGAGUUCUGGGCCGAUCCUGACGGAAAUCUGUAUGGCUUCCUUCAAUGGGCCUCGAAGAGGCAAACUGUCCCUAGAGUUAGCGCAUUCUGUGAAUUACUAUGCUCUAUUUCGGGAAGCGAAGAUAAUGCCACUGCAGCUCAUAGAUUUCUCACUGAAGAGGACAAGUUCAUGUCUGCUAAAUUCAAGCGGUCGACUUCCAUGAAUUGGUCCCAGAUGUUCGCUGAGCUGGAACUUUAUGCUACAAAAGUGACCGAGAAGCCUCCUGCCUCGACAUCUCAAACGAUCCUACGAUCCCGGAAGUCUGAACCAGCAGAUAUGAGUGAGCCAGAAAGUCCUGUCAUGCUGACCUGUUACCUCCGGUUGAUGGGACAUCUAUGUAGACAAAGUGUCGCGAUACGGGACUGGAUGCUUCAUCAUCCCUCGUUCAACGUUGUCAGCACAUUGUUGACAUUGUGCAGCGGGCCGAUACCCACGCACUUGAGAGCCACAGUUUUCACCACCCUUGCAGCUUUGAUGACUGAAAGAACACCUAUCAAUGGAAACGAAAUGUGGCUUUCUAUUGACCAGUGGAUUUCAGGUGGAUCUAUGAGUGCUUCUGGAAUGGGCAAGAUCCCAGUAGUCUCAAACCCUCUUAUUUGGCAUGAGCAACAAGCGUUUCAAAAAUUUGGCGAGAGCUUCGACCAAGCCAAUGCUUUUGUGACCUUGAUCAAUUCCCUUGUGUCUCCAACAUCUGAUUCAGCUGACUACCACCUCUCGCUGCCAUUUCCUGAAUCUUUGGGUUCGUCCUAUCGCAUGCCAGGUAUCGAGCCUUACAUAGACUUUAUACUGGGCCAUGCCUUGUCACGGAAAGUGCCAGAUCUCAACGAACGCCAAUCUCGGAUGCUAACGUACAAUUGCCUGGAAUUUGUCGUGACAUGCUUGAAGUCCUUCAAUGAGAGUCUUGUCUCUGUUCUGAGCCAGCCCACUGUGCCAUCCGAUGCUAAAACCUCGUCAUUGGUUACUUAUGUCCGUCUACACCCCUUUGCGCGGGUAGCUGAAUGGUUGUUCAACGAAGAUGUAAUCAAGACAAUCUUCGCGACAGCUCACCAAGAUAUAGCCGAGGUUUCCAAGGCGGCAUCCGACUCUAUAUUGGUCCUUUCUGUAGUCAGAAGCCUUGAGGUCAUGGACCUGAUCAUGGACCUUCAGUCGACAUAUUUCAACAUUGUUCGCCCUUUGAUCAAGUCUCAAAGUGGUGGAAGCCGAACCAACGUAGCGAACUCAUCGCUCUCUGCCUUUGAAGAUAGCGUCCUAAACAAUUUGUCAAUUGUGCCAGCUUUGUGUCUUUAUUGCAGCACGGCGCAUCAACAACUCACAAUCACAUCAAUGGUGCUACUGGAGAAACUCUCUAGCUCCAGAAAGCUCAACAAGGUUUCAUCACCUGGGUUGUCCAAGUGGCGGUCCUCGAAUAAAAUCGUCGAGGUCCUCAGCACGGAAGUAGAGGUGGACAGCGUGGCACGCCCGCUUGUAUCUCAAAUGCAGCCUGAACUACGGGAACUUGAUCAUGGGUCGCAGUCUUCUGGUUAUAUCAUUAGAGAAAGUUUAUUGGCGCUGCUGAACAGCUGCCUUAGAAUGAUCACGGAUCGGCCAACGAUAGCUCAUCUGCUUCUUGGAUUUAGCAGUGUGGGAACUAUGCUCGACAUCUCCUCUGACGGACUUCUCGCCAACGGAAUGUCCUUGCUACAUGCGAUCAUCACAUUCUUGCAAAGCUACCCAGAUCAAGUUGAUGGAAAUAUCCUGUCAUGGAUGGUGCACCUGAAGCGUAUGGCCUUGGAGGUGUUAAAGCACUUAUGGUCAUCCAAAAUCUCCUCCUACUUCACCCUUACUGAGAUGCGUGCGAACCGUUUUCUGCAAAGUCUGCUCGCAAGCCAACCCAUCAUUGGACCAAACACGCCUUGGGAUGGGUUCCCGAUUAUGACAGAAGAAUUUUGGGUUUCGGAUUCUGCUAGUGCUCUCGCAGAAUUUCUGUUAUACAGAAGUUAUUUGUAUGCUUAUGCUACUACGGAGGUUCGUUCGGCUGCUAAGCUCCGUUCACCAACGCUGCAAGCAGAUAUCAUGUCGACGUUGUUUGGGAAUUCGACCUCAGAGACAGGGGAUGCGGUAUUGAAUCCUACGGUGUUUGACCUUUUCGAUUUCGCGGAUCUGGACAUUGGACGUCAACUCCAGCCCCCCAUGCUAGUCCUCCUAGAUGGUAUUAUGCUGGAUGCGUGCGCAAAAGAAGCGGAUGGUUCACUCAUCCUUUACAGUGAGGCAGAGCUGGAGGAGCUGAUACAACUCAGGAAAGAGGAAUUGCUUUCCAGCGGGCAUUUACGCCCACAAGACGAGGAACAAUUUCUUGCAGAAGCCGAAGGUUUGAAGAUGUUCGUCCAUGCGACAAACCAGUCAAGAAAGAUCAAUAACAAUCGUUAUCUGGCUCUCCGAUCCUGGACAGAACUCAUUACGACCAUGCUCACUUGCUCCGAAAUUGAAGGCGGACGAAAAUCGACAUUCAUACUACAUACUAUUCAGUUGAUUCUUCCCAAGCUUGAAGCCGCUGUUGAAGAGGAUCUCCCAGAGGCGACCGAGCUAGCACGCUUAGCUGAAGUUUUAGUUACCAAACUGGAAUCAAGCCCAGCAAAAGCCAAUUCUGCCCGGAGAAGUGGAGAUGUCAUUGAUGAGAAGCUCCAUCAACUCUUCCAGAUCUGUGUUAGAGGUAUCGCUCUGGCGACAGGAAAUGUUAAUCUCCGAGAAACUUUCUAUAACAUUUGCUCAUCCUACAUCGCCCGUAUCAUCCAACCCGAUACAGGACACGAGAGCAUCAAACAACAUAGCCACCAGGUUGUCAAGAUGGCUGGCACCACACUGAUUGAAGCGAUAUGCGAUGAUGCAUAUGCUGGCCAGGAGACAUGUCGCGUGUCUGCUCUAUUGUUCCUCAAUCUCCUUGCAGCUCUCGAUAAACAGGGAGAUUCUGUAUUGGCCGAGUCAAUCUCUCAGUCAAAUUAUCUAAGUCUCUUCCUCGAUGCCAUUAGGACGUUGCCCACUGAACUAAAAAAUGCCCAGGCAAAUGAUACACCUUUACUCUUAUCCUAUUAUGAAUCUCUGCUGUCUUUACUUCAGCAACUCUGCCAAACGAAGGCCGGCGCAACCCACGUCUUGACGACCGGUCUUUUCGAAGCAGUACGUGGUUCGCAGCUAUUCGCUGCCGACCCAGAUCUUGGCAUCGAUAUUGAUAACCCUGAUGCCCUCCGGAGGUAUUACGAUCUACUGGAUUCUGUCUUACGUGUUAUUGUUUCCGCUGCGUUUUCCCGGGGCCUUCACAACGAGCAGAUGAUGGAACAGACUCGUGCGUUCCUUGCUGAGAAUAGGCAAAGUAUGGUCGGCAUAUUCAAACGCUUUGCCAAGAUCGGUGGAGGGGGUGCUGCCGAUCACCAUGGCGCCCUGACCAACCUAACCAAAUCAUAUAUGGCACUAGUUGCUGCGACGGAUUUCUUAGAGUUUGAGGAUAAUGAAGUGAGAGAGCUCACUCGACCGCAGUUAUUCUCGUGAAUAGGGACGAUUAGCAAAGCGUCCAGGCACUUUUGGGGGGGGUGUAACUGGAUUUAUUGAUGUAACGAAAUGGUGUAUAUGGAAAUGAUUGCUAUAUUGUGCCUGC
Messenger RNA from Aspergillus pseudonomiae, 5156 nucleotides. Its product is annotated as nuclear pore complex Nup192/Nup205 family protein. Gene Ontology annotation, biological process: nuclear pore organization. NCBI's taxonomy places the organism in Eukaryota, Fungi, Ascomycota, Eurotiomycetes, Eurotiales, Aspergillaceae. Gene Ontology annotation, molecular function: structural constituent of nuclear pore. The transcript is spliced from 5 exons. Bases 47 to 5050 code for a protein of 1667 amino acids. The record is from RefSeq and is a predicted model, not a curated record. Gene Ontology annotation, cellular component: nuclear pore; nuclear pore inner ring.